Molecule: messenger RNA, 663 nt
Organism: Seriola dumerili (greater amberjack)
Lineage: Eukaryota; Metazoa; Chordata; Actinopteri; Carangiformes; Carangidae
Product: MKRN2 opposite strand protein-like
Exons: 4
Coding region: 1-663 (220 amino acids)
Source: RefSeq, a predicted model, not a curated record
AUGGAGCGCAGUGUGAUCCGGCUGAGUCACUGUCAGAAGGAGAUCUUCUGUUUCUCUGUGCCAGAAGAUUGUCCGAGCUGCGGGGAGGUGCUGAGGGGAAACAGACUGCAGGAAGCGCCGGUCAGCCUUCCCUCCCCCUUCACCAACGGACACAAGAGCUCCUGCUGCCUGCUGGUUGCACCUGCACACAACAACCCGGGCAGAGAGUUUGAUGGGACAUCAGAUCUGCACACAGGCAUCUCAAACACUAAAGGAGUUGUGUAUAACUACACUCGGGGUGGGGUCCUUAGAGAUCAGAGUGGGUGGGAGCGCUGCGUCAGUGUUCCUCUGGUCCGACCUGACAUGUUCCACCUGCUGGCUCAGUGGGACCAGUACCUGGACCACUUUUCUGACGGAUCCAUGUGGGACCCCGCCUGGCACAGGUUCGACGAGGAGCACCAGAACUGCUUCACUUACUGUCUUCACUUCAUUAACAGCGUCCUGGCAACGGAGGGGCGGAGCUCUCUGAGCAGAGAGACCUUCACUCACAGCUUCAUCCUGCCGAGGAUGAGGAGGGUCUCCAAGUACACCACGCUGUAUGACCACAUCCAGAGACAUCAGUACUACAUGGUGGACAGACAGGAGGACAUACAGGACGACAAACAGGAGGACAGAGCAGUUUGA